Messenger RNA from Anisakis simplex (herring worm), 1236 nucleotides. The record is from the annotation of a GenBank genome assembly. NCBI's taxonomy places the organism in Eukaryota, Metazoa, Nematoda, Chromadorea, Rhabditida, Anisakidae.
AUGCACCGUCAGUUAAACGAACUGAACGUCGUACCAAAACUACCUCAGCAAUUUCAAAUGAUCACGAAUCAGUGCUGUAACGCAGCAUCGUAUUGUUGUGAUACUGUUCUCUCUCAGGAUAAUCCGAACCAAAUUCAAGGUACAAGUUGCGCGGCAACAUGGGAUGGUUGGCAGUGUUUCAGACGUACAUCGCCUGGCCCUCUUGCCGCGAGAUGUCCAAAUUACAUCUUUGGUGAUAAAAUUCUCGAGGAAAUAACCGAUGAUAAUUUCGCGAUAAAAACUUGUAACAUCGAUGGUCAGUGGUUAACAGUGAAUCGACCCUCUGGCAAAGCUGAAUGGACCGAUUAUUCUGGCUGUCUCACUCAAAAGGUACAUUUUUCUCUAUAUUCUCAAGCAAUGUUUCGUAUUCAUCGACAACUACUUCUAUCGCUCCUGAUGUCUGCACUCUUUUACCUGUUCAACUGCUUCUUUUUUGUCAUUGAUGGUGCACCUGGCUAUACGCUAUACCUAUCAAAUCAUAUCACUUGUCGAUUAUUAUUCACGGUUCAGCUUCGUUAUUUGCGUUUGGCAACAUCAACGUGGAUGUUCGCUGAAGGCGUUUAUUUGUACCGUAUUCUAGUGAACGCGUUUGCUGAACCCGAAUCGUUGAGGGCAUAUUUUAUCGUUUGUUGGGGAUUUCCCACGUUAGCAACGGCAAUGUACAGCGUGUUCCGUCAAUUCACGGAUAACAAUCAGAUGUGUUGGGUUUCGCCAUCAGAGAACUUCUCUAUUGAGUCGAUCAUUAUUGGUCCUUGUUUAUUAGCGCUUUGUGGCAAUUUCAUUUUGAUGAGUGGGAUUAUGUACGUGCUUGUUAAAAAGCUAAAGUACAAUCCACAUAUGGAGCCUGCUCAAUAUCGAAAAGCUGUGCGUGCAGUAUUCAUGCUUGUGCCGGUAUUUGGACUUCACUUUCUCUUCACGAUUUAUCGUCUUUCGAGUUAUACACAUCAAAUUAUCAAUCUCUUUCUGGAUGGCAUCCAGGGAUUCGUGGUAGCUGUCAUACUUUGCUACGCAAAUGGCCAUGUUCAAGAAUGUGUUCAUAAAACGGUCGUAAAAAAAUUAGACAAUCGAAAUUUGAAGAAACUGCACUUCGAACGAAGAGGACGAUUCAACAAAGAACGACAAAGUAGUGAUAAUCACCAAGCUGACAACAGCGUUACUGUAUCGUUCAUUCAACAAGCGACAUCGCAACACUCAUGA